Caenorhabditis auriculariae is the source of this 2150-nucleotide messenger RNA. Lineage: Eukaryota; Metazoa; Nematoda; Chromadorea; Rhabditida; Rhabditidae. The record is from the annotation of a GenBank genome assembly.
AUGUGGAAGAUUUUGGCCAGGUCACUUUCUUCCCAAACACCUAAGUCACUUAUCGAGAGGGAGCUUUAUCAGGUUAUCAUCUUUUUCAUACUCAAAAUUUCAGAUUUUUAGGGAAAUUCCGUGGUUCGAUUGAUUUUGAAUGAUGGAAAAGUCAACGCGUUGUCUCUCGCAAUGGUUAACGAGCUUCAUGACGAGCUCUGUGCCAUAAAUAAGAUUGAUAAGGUUUUUUUCAGUUUUUUAGAACUUUUUAACGAAAUAAUUGAAGGUUCGAUCAGUAAUCAUUGCACACCAUGGGCCAGCUUUCUCUGCCGGGCAUCAAAUUAAAGAAUUGGUAUUUUGAAAAUGCUAUAAGUAAAGGUAAAAGUUAAGGUGUGCAGACGACGGCUUCUGGCUCCGGAACUCACAAUAAAAUUUUCGAAAGGUGCGGCGACAUGAUGAUGUUGAUUCAGAAGAUGAAAGUUCCGGUGAUAGCUGAGGUUAAUAUUUUUCAUUAGUUUUGUGUUGCCGUGAAAUUAAUAUGAAUUUAAUGUGAAUUUUUAAAAUAAAUUGAGCAUCUUUGCUUUCGAAUUUUUUCUUUUAGAAUAAGCUAAUCGCAAAGAUGAACAGCAUUUUUUUUGCAGUUCAAAAUUGUUCAAAAUCCCUCCAAAAAGUGCCACUGAACUUGUUUUUCAGGAAUUUCUUGUUUUUUUUUUCGGUUUCUAUGGAAAAUAUCAACAAAGUUCUCUCGAACUUUCUCUCUAGUUAUUGAACUAUUUUAUUAAGGUGAACGGAACUGCAGCGGCCGCCGGAUGUCAGCUCGUGGCUGCCUGUGACCUCGUCGUGGCAGGGAAUUCCUCAAAAUUCUUGGUUCCAGGGUUCGUUUCCUUUUUUUCAUUUAUGAAUAAAAGAAAUUUUUUUGUAAUAAAAUUAUUUUUCAAGACAAAAGAUCGGUCUUUUUCUGUUCGACGCCAGGAAUUCCUCUGGCUCGAGCCGUUCCUCGAAAAGUCGCCCUCGAUAUGCUUCUUACCGGAGAACCUAUCGAUGCCCAAGGUAAAUUAUAAACUUUUUUUGAAUGUUGGAAAAAGACAUUUCUUUUUUUCUCAGAAAUGAUAUUGCACUUUAACAACUACCUUUUCUAACAAAAUAUACCAUUGUUUAGCCGCCCUACGUGCCGGCCUCGUCUCCAGGCUCGUUGAAGACUGUCAGGUAGGAAAACUGAGUUUUUUUAAAAAGUUACAAAACUUUUUGAAGACCGGAAUAGAAAUGUUUAUAAUAAGUAGGUGAUAUGAAUUUUUGAAAAAAAUUCUUUGACGGAAAUUCAGCUUAUCGUUUUUUUGACAGGAAAUUUUUGAACAGUAAUGAAAUUUUUUUAUUGUAAGCCCAUCAAAAAUUUCAAUUAUACAGUUCAGAAAAAAAUUUUUUUGAAAAACAGAAACAAACAAUGGUGAUAGAUGUACAAACGAAGUUUUUUUAUUCUCGGUGUUCUCCGAUCCUAGAAAAUGUAGCUUUUUAGAAGGCAUAGGGUGAUAAAUAAGCUCAAAAUUUUGAGACUCAAUAGAAUAAAUUCCAAUCGAAAAUAUGCAAAUUACAAGGACAUAUUAGCGAAAUCUCGCAUAUUUUGAGAGCUUUUUGACGUUUUCUGCAGUUCAGGUGAAAUUCGAAGCUCUGAAAGUGGCUGAACGAAUCGGGGCUCACAGUCGGUCGGUGACCGCCCUGGGCAAGGCGUUUUUCUACGCCCAGGUGGAACUCAACACGGCCGACGCCUACAGGUUCGAAAACUUCAGAAAAUGUUGACACAAGCUAGAAUUUUCGGAUUUUUCUGAUUACUGUACUUAACUAAGUCUGCGAUAUUGCGUGCGUGAACAUGGCAUAAAGCUUGCCCAACUGAUAAUAAAAGCUUACUUGCUUCGAAGAAAAAAAUUGGAAAAUCGAAAUUGAAGGGGAUAACCUCCCACUCCGAGAGCACGCACGCAAUAUCGCAGACUUCGGUAAUACAGUACCCUUCUCAUUAUCGGAAAAUAUAUGUUUCCUUCAGAUACGGAGCAAAAGUGAUGGCGGGCAACUUGAAGAUGCAAGAUUGCCAGGAAGGAAUCGACGCCUUCCUGACCAAACGACACCCGGAAUUCACCGGGUCUGAGGCUUUAGUGAAGGAUUCCAACUCCAAAGAAUAA